ACGAAUCUCAUCCACUCGCGAGAAAAACUAAACACACAUAUAGAUAUAGACAUAUACGUAUACAUACACAGAGAGAGAAAGAAAGAGUGAGACAAAUUUACAAAUUUCAGAGAGAGAGAGAGAGAUUUACCUGGUAGCUUCAAAUCAUUUUUUUGUCUUGAGAAAUCAAAUUCAUGUUGAUGCUUCAACCAAAUCUCAGCUGUUUAUGCUAAAAUCUUGAAGAACCAAAAGGGAAAAUGUGGGAAUAAAGUUUUCGAAUUGGGAUAUUCGUUUCAAGCCCUAACCCUAGUUCUUACCUCCAGCAAAUCUAAGUGAUACCUUCAUUGCCAUUGAAGAAAAGGAUACGCAGCUGGUGGAAGACGCGAAACCUCUCAAGAAUGAGAUUAUCAAAAUGAGGUUCAACUCCCAUUCGAAUUCAGACACCCCCCCUUCUGAACCUGACGAAACCCUAACAACCCCAGAUAAAAAUAGUCCCGUUUCGUCAAAACCAGAUUUCACCUCUCCGCUUUCCGACCAGAUACUGAUUAGCAUCCUCUCCAAUCUCACAAAAUCACAACAAAUUUCAAGUUGUUUAGUUUGUAAACGGUGGUUGCGUAUUAGCGGUGGUUUAGUGAAAUCCUUGAGAUUAUUAGAUUGGGAUUUUCUUGAUUCCGGUAGACUCGCCCAUCGUUUUCCCAAUCUUCUUGAUGUUGAUAUCGUUCAAGCUUGCAUAGUAUCCCCUCGUAAUUCGGGUAUUUGUUUCAGUAAUAAAUUUGUGUCUAUUCAUGUUAAUUCCUUCAUAUCAGAUUCCGGGUUUAUUUGGAAACCUGAUUUUUUGAGUCCUAAUUUGAUCGAUAGAGGUAUUCAGAUUCUUGCUCAAGGCUGCCCUAAUUUACGAAGGCUUGUCUUACUUGGUGCAACCAAAGAAGGGUUAGCAUCUAUUGCAAAUGAAUGUUUAGCUUUACAGGAACUAGAGCUAUGUUCCAUUACAGACAUGGAUUUAAAAGGACUUGCAGGUUUUAGAAACUUACAGAUCCUAAAACUGAUAGGCUCUGUUGAUGGGUUAUAUGAUUCAGUGAUUUCAGACAUCGGGUUAACCAUUUUGGCUCAAGUAUGUCCAAGAUUACUGAAACUUGAACUUGUUGGUUGUGAAGGGAGUUACGAUGGAAUCAAAGCUAUUGGUCAAUGUUGUCAAAUGAUGGAAGAAUUGACUCUUUCUGAUCAUAGAUUGGAAGGUGGGUGGUUAGCAGCAUUGUCAUAUUGCACAAAUUUGAAGACUUUGAAGUUUCAAUCUUGCAAAUUCAUUGAUCCAAAUCCAGGGCCUGAUGUUCAUUUAGGUUCUUGUCCUACCCUUGAAGAAUUACAUUUACAGAGGUGUCAAUUGAGAGAUAAACAAGGUUUAGGAGCUUUGUUUUUGGUGUGUGAAGCUGUUAGGGAACUUGUUUUUGAAGAUUGUUGGGGAUUGGAUAACAACACAUUCUCUACUGCAACUAUUUGCAGGAGAGUGAUGUCUCUAUCUUUGGAAGGAUGCUCGUUACUUACAAUGGACGGAUUUGACCCUUUAGUUGAUUCAUGGAAAGAGCUUAAGCGACUUAAAGUAGUUUCUUGUAACAACAUAAAAGACAGUGCCAUGUCACCAGAAUUAGCGACACUUUUUUCUCUUCUUAAAGAGUUGAAAUGGCGCCCUGAUUCAAAGUCUAUUCUCUCAUCAGGUCUUCAUGGCACUGGAAUAUGGCAGAAAGGUGGAAGAAGCUUCAAGAUCUAACUCUCUUUUUUUCUUUUUUCCUUUUUUUUUUUUUAAAUAGUUAGGAGGAUUGUCACUUUACAAGUUUAGAAAAAGCGGCUCUGUUUUUAUCUUCAACAGGAGAGUAUACUUGCUCUAGUUUUUUCUCAUAAAAAAAAAAAAUUAGUCUUAGGAUUUAGAGAACAAGUGUAUCACAAGUCACUAUUAUUCGUUCCUUUUUUCUUUUUAUUAAUUUUUCUUCCACAUAUAAAGUGUUGUUAGGCUUUAUUUGUUUCACUGGACUGGAUAAGUUGUCUAACGAUUGAAAAAAACUACAUAUUAUUAAAGAGGUAAUAAUAAGAAAUUACAUAUUUUGGUUCCUAGGUAUAUAA
Messenger RNA from Lactuca sativa (garden lettuce), 2094 nucleotides. Its product is annotated as F-box protein At5g07670. Lineage: Eukaryota; Viridiplantae; Streptophyta; Magnoliopsida; Asterales; Asteraceae. Gene Ontology annotation, cellular component: SCF ubiquitin ligase complex. Gene Ontology annotation, molecular function: protein binding. Gene Ontology annotation, biological process: SCF-dependent proteasomal ubiquitin-dependent protein catabolic process. The record is from RefSeq and is a predicted model, not a curated record.